Messenger RNA from Colletotrichum graminicola M1.001, 474 nucleotides. RefSeq lists its product as uncharacterized. The transcript is spliced from 2 exons. The record is from RefSeq and is a predicted model, not a curated record. Lineage: Eukaryota; Fungi; Ascomycota; Sordariomycetes; Glomerellales; Glomerellaceae. Gene Ontology annotation, cellular component: membrane. Bases 1 to 474 code for a protein of 157 amino acids.
AUGAGUGGUCAACUAAUUGGGCUGACGACGGUCCCUAGGCUGCUGCCCGUGACAGGGGCGUUUGCGCUCCCGUUCACGGUGUAUUACGCGUUCCUCAGCCUGCGGGUGGUGGGCGAGCGGCUCAAGGACAAGCACUACCUUGGGGAGAACUCGUCCAAGGCCAGCACGGACAGCAAGACGCGCAACGCCAACAAGCUGUACCUCGCGUCGCGGUCGCAUGCCAACUUUGUCGAGAACGUGCCGCUGGCAUUCGUGCUCGCGACGGCGGUGGAGCUCAACGGGGGCGACCGCAGGACGCUCGGGUGGCUUCUCGGGAGCUUACUGGUGCUGCGCGUGUUGCACGCGGAGCUGGGUAUCAUGCGGCCGGAGGGUAUGGGCCGCGGUAGGCCGGUGGGCUACUUUGGCAGCAUCGGGGUGAUCGGGACGCUGGCGGCCUACGGGGCAUACCUGGUCAAGGGCUACUGGGGGUACUGA